Messenger RNA from Globicephala melas (long-finned pilot whale), 8114 nucleotides. RefSeq names its product solute carrier family 44 member 5 (gene SLC44A5). Gene Ontology annotation, biological process: transmembrane transport. NCBI's taxonomy places the organism in Eukaryota, Metazoa, Chordata, Mammalia, Artiodactyla, Delphinidae. The record is from RefSeq and is a predicted model, not a curated record. Gene Ontology annotation, molecular function: transmembrane transporter activity.
CGGCCCCAGACGAGCCGAGCCGAGCCGAGAGCGCAGCCGGGCCGCCGCCGCCGCCGCCUCGCAGAUGCCAUCACAGCAACAAAGAGCUUGCUGAUCUGAGAGCCGCGGCGAGAGCUCGCCUGGAAGCCACGGCGCCGGCUCCCGGAGCUGGGCGGCAGCAGGAGGAAAGGCUCCGGGGGAGGGGAGGGGGCAGAAGAUGGCCAAGAAGAGAAAGCCCCCCAGCAUUAAGGACUCCUUUCUAAGCAGCUCAACUUUGCAGUGGUUCAGGUCUUCUGAAGAGACAGCCUCUUACCUUAAUGAGUGACGAAGGUGAUCCAAGGAUACAUGACCCACAUUUCAAGGGGCCCGUUGUCAACAGGAGCUGUACAGAUGUGCUGUGCUGCAUGAUCUUCAUACUGUUCAUUAUUGCCUACAUUCUUUUAGGACUUGUGGCCUGGGUCAAUGGCGACCCCAGAAGAGUGGCCUAUCCUACAGACAGCCAAGGCCACUUUUGUGGCCAAAAGGGCACCCCCAAUGAGAACAAGCCCAUUUUGUUUUACUUUAACCUGCUCAGCUGUACCAGUCCCUCCGUGGUGGUAAACCUACAGUGCCCUACCAGACAGAUCUGUGUCUCCAAGUGCCCAGAAAAAUUUUUAACCUACAUGGAAAUACAAUUUAUGUACAGAAAAGACAGAAACGACUGGACAUACUACAGCCAGUUCUGCAAGUCUGCUUUUCUUAAGCCUGCGAAGACUCUCACACAAGUUUUACUGGAUGAUGAUUGUCCAACAGCGAUUUUUCCAAGCAAACCUUAUCUCCAGAGAUGUUUCCCUGACUUUUCUACUAAAAAUGGCACUUUAACUGUAGGAAAUAAGACAGUGUUUGAAGAUGGAAGUGGAAAGACAAGAAAUGCUGUAGAACUCAGGGCAGCUGCAAAUGGUAUCAAUAAAGUCCUUGAUGCAAGGGCAAUUGGAGUGAAAGUGUUUGAAGACUAUGCAACAACGUGGUAUUGGAUUCUCAUUGGCCUGACUAUCGCCAUGCUCCUCAGUUGGAUGUUCGUGAUACUCCUGAGGUUCACGGCUGGCUUCCUCUUCUGGCUCUUCACCUUUGGUGUGAUUGGGAUUAUAGCUUAUGGAAUAUGGCACUGUUACCGGGAAUACAGCAAUCUUCAGGGACAGCCAAAUUCUCACUUAACUGUAUUUCACAUCGGGAUUCAGACUGAUAUAAGCAUGUACUUUCAACUGAAACAAACAUGGUUCGCAUUUAUGAUAAUACUCUGCAUCCUUGAAGUGUUCAUCAUCCUCAUGCUGAUCUUCCUCAGGGACCGAAUCCGCAUCUCCAUUGCCCUGCUGAAGGAGGGGAGCAAAGCCAUUGGAUACAUCCCUACUACCUUAAUUUAUCCAGUUUUAACUUUCAUUUUCCUCUCAAUCUGCAUUUCCUACUGGGCUGUGAUAGCAGUUUACUUGGCUACAUCAGGGGUACCUAUAUACAAAGUCAUAGCCCCAGAGGGGCAAUGUAAACAUGAAAAUAAAACCUGUAAUCCAGAGAUUUUUAAUACAACUGAAAUUGCCAAAGCUUGCCCUGGGGCUCAGUGUCGUUUUGCUUUCUAUGGUGGAGCGAGCCUGUACCAUCAAUAUAUCACUACCUUCCAGAUAUUCAAUCUAUUUGUCUUUCUCUGGCUUAUAAAUUUUGUCAUUGCAUUGGGUCAGUGUGCCCUUGCUGGUGCCUUUGCUUCUUAUUACUGGGCCUUGAAAAAACCUGAUGACAUCCCACCAUAUCCACUUUUUACUGCAUUUGGACGAGCCAUAAGAUAUCACACUGGAUCCCUAGCAUUUGGAUCUUUAAUUCUUGCAGUAGUUCAAAUGUUCAGAUUAAUCCUAGAAUACUUGGACAAACGUCUUAAACAGGCCCAGAACAACAUUUCUAAAUUCCUAAAAUGCUGCCUGAGAUGCUGUUUCUGGUGUUUAGAAAAAGCAGUAAAGUUUUUGAACAGAAAUGCCUAUGUUAUGAUUGCAAUAUAUGGCAAAAACUUCUGCAGGUCAGCGAGAGAUGCUUUCAAUCUGCUGAUGAGAAAUAUUUUAAAAGUUGCAGUUAUGGAUAGAGUGACAGACUUUGUACUAAUCCUGGGGAAGAUUCUAGUUGCUGGGUGUAUAGGUGUCCUGGCCUUUCUACUCUUCACAGAAAGACUCCCAAUGAUUAUAGUAGGACCAACAUCUUUAAAUUACUACUGGGUACCUUUGCUGACAGUCAUGAUUGGAUCUUACCUAAUUGCACAUGGAUUCUUCAGCGUCUAUGCAAUGUGUAUUGAAACAAUUUUCAUCUGCUUCUGUGAAGAUCUGGAAAGAAAUGAUGGAUCUACAGAAAAACCCUACUUCAUAACCCCUACCCUGCACGGAAUUCUGAACAAGAAGCAACUAGUUCCCCAGAAGCAGAAAGAGUAGAAAAGCUCCAAACAGUGCCAUUCAUUUUUAAGUAGAAGUUUUGUAAAUUAGGUCAUUUGUAUUUGAAAAUGAUGCUUUUAAGUAAUGUGAAAUUUCAGUGCUUAUUCCUAAAAAGCGAGAACUUGGUACCAUCUGAGGUAUCAGGCAAUUGAUGACAGUAGCCUCUGUGAACUAGGAUACUUUAUAGUGGUCCCAGCUGAAGAGCGAGGUGUAAAUGUCACACAUUUUUUUAAAGUCUAUAGCUGAAAGUGUUUCCAAAACUUUUAUAACUUGGCAUGCUGUUUCCCAUUGCAGCAUUUUGAUAGCCUUUCUUUUUAUAAAUGUAUAUUUGUAAAGGGUAUUCAGGAAAUUUUUGAAAGCACUAUAAAUGUGUAAUCAAUUAGCCAUAAAAAGAUUGAUUUAUAGUUAACCAGCAUAUGGUACUAAAUUUGUAAAUAUGGUGCUAUGGUUAUAUUCUAAACUGUGAUUAAACUUGUAUUAAUGGUUCCCUAGGAAGUAUAUUUCAGUAAGUGAUUCGAGACCAUAACAAACAUAUAGACGUUAAUGUUAUACAGGUUCCAUAGGCUGCAUUACUAGGUAAAACUUACUGUGGAACCUUCAUAGGCCAUUUUGUUUUAGUGAAAUUAUAUCUAUAGUGAAGUUGAAUCUGAGUUCUGGAAUGUCAUUUCCAAUAAUAUGAACCUCUGGCCACCAUGAAAAUAUUCUGAGCAGAACUGAGAUGGCCACAUAACUCAUGCCAUUUGUCUGUAACCCAAAUAGAGAUAAAUCCCUAUUUUCCUAUGCCCAUCAUAUAGAAAAUGGGUAUGGAUCUGUUUCAGAAGAGUGAUUAUAUCUGUUAUGAGUUUCUAGAUUAAAGAGAUGAUGUGGCUUUUUUCUAUAAAAAGUUUAAUUUUAGCUUAACUUUCGGUGAAGAAAGAGAAAAGAUAAGAAAGACACUUCAGAUUUUACCCUAAGGAAAUAUUAGCCCUUCAUAGGUACCUCAUCUUGUACCUUUACAAGAGGCAUACUGUAGGUUAGGAAACCUCUUCCUGAAGGGUUUAGGAGGAGAGUUACUUUCAUACUCCACCCUUGCUGGCCAGAGCAACAAACCAGGCUCUGGCGUAGCAAAGCAUGAAUCAGACACUCACGUACUUUGCCUAUCCAUCUCCUAUGUGCAAGUGCAUAUGACAUGGCAAACAGUGUAACAAUGUACCCCAAAAGGAGCAUUGAAUCAAUAGUAUCCUUUUGGCUUUUACACUAAGUUUGUGUAUAAGGAUUAUUUAUGUCUUGACAGAAAGGAACAUGUUGAUCUAACAUUUUGAUCUGAUAUAUGAUCCAUGUAUCCAAGAAGAGAGUCAGAAAUGUAUUAUUGUUAUAAAUAUAAAUAGUAAUUUAUUUAAUGACCCUGAAGUGUGGGAACCUAGAUUUAGACUGACUUCAUAGCAGCUUAAUAGCAAGAAGCUAAUGAAUAGGGGAGAUUUUCAAAAUAUUGGUCCUUCUAUGGCCACCGUCUUGCUCUUGGCUUGCUUUCUUGAGAUUACUGUAAUCAAAAGUGUCAUUUGGCUUCAUACGUUGGCUAAUACCUUCUUCACUCUCAUGCUCCUUGAAGUAUAAUUCAGAGAACAGUGAUAACCUAUCUUUCUAGAUAGUUAUUAUUUUAUUAUUCAGUAAUACAGGGUUCACAACAAAAAUCUAGUAAAAUGGUUACCUCUAACUUAAAUAUUGAAAAAUUAUAAGGAGUAAGUCCCCUUUUAGGAGUAGUUGAAAAAUUCAUAAUGAUGAAACAAUUUUAAAUUUUUUGUGUACGUAUCAGAAUCACUCUGAGAAAUUGUUAUAAAUAUUGAUACAUGUGCCCCCCCCACCCCAAGAGAUUCUAAGUAUUUGGGUGUGGGGCAGCUUGUGAAUUAUUAUAAAGUUCUCUAGUGAUUCUGAUACACAUAAAAGUUGGAAAAUCACUUGCAUAAAAUAUAAAUCAACAUGUGUGAAAUCAUUUGGCCUAUUUUUUCCUUAUAAGCCUGGCUGUUCUAGGAGUUAGAAAAUUGAGAAAGACAAAGGAGAUUAAUUUGGAGAAUUCUAACAAUCAUAACUUCUGUAUUUUAGAUCCUUGGUACUAGAUGGGGGCCCAUGUUUUAAAUGCUUAACAUUUAAAUCUGCUGAUUAGACCAGAAAAUUCUCCACAGUAAAAGUAUUCACUGAACUAUAUGGAGAUAGAUACAUUCUAAACUUGGCUAUAUUUUAAUAAUAUAACCCUUGGUUGCAAAAUCAUAGGAAAAGCAAUGUUGUUUGGUUCAAUAUUCUUAAUAAAUAUUCUUUAAAAAUCUCUAAGUAUAGAAGUUUUAACUAUAUUAUGUGCUUAAUUCUAGUUAGAAAAAUAUUUUUCAUUAUACUUCUUUGUAUAAUUGAAAUAUAGAGAAAAAUGAGUUGAGAAAAAUUUAAAAGCCACUUUCUUAUAAAGAAAUUAAGAUAAUAACUGAAAAAACAGAGCCAUACUUCUAAAAAUUUUGGGUUCAAAGAUUUGAAAUAUAUUGAAAAUUUACAAAUCUUUAAAAAAGAAAAAAACUGUACCACCUAAAUUGUUGCUCGAAAAACAAAAGCAAUCUUGAACUAAUAUGGUAACUUAGAAGGCAAGUUGAAUACAUCAUACUUUUUAGGAAUUUGAAGGUGAAUUUAGAAAUUCCUCAUACAUCUUGUUUUUUGUGUAGUUACAUUUGCUCUCUAAAAGAAGAUAAAACUUAUUUCCUUAAUCAUGCAGCUGAGAGGCACGUGCUAUUGGCAGAAUCAGACCUGGUACACAGAAUGAGAUAAUAUCUUAUUGAUAUAAUAACAAGGGCUGAUUGUUUUCUCAUAGUUAUGUUUACAAUAAUGUUGAUGCCAAACUAUGCUGUUUUUUAGAAUAACAUUUUGAACUGCUGUAAAGCAAGUAUGCAGCAGAUGGCGAUGUUACUUCUCUUACAGUUUUGCUUUGAUAUUUACCCUGUGCCAUUCUUCCUCCUAGUGGAAGAUUUAGAAAGAAACGAUGGUUCUGCUGAAAGACCCUAUUACAUGAGUCAAUCUCUGCUGAAGAUUUUGAACGAGCAAAAUGCACAAACUAAGAAGCAGUAGAAGUGCAAACUCUGGUCAUCCUGCAGCGGUGUUACCUUUCCCUCAUCUGCUGUGUAUGUGCUACACUUGUUUCAUAAGUGCUUUGUGUAUGGAACACUGUAUUCACGACCUUGUUGGCUUUUAUUUGCAUGUUUUAUACCAAAGCUUACACUGUAAUACGUGAAGCCAUCAGAAGUUGCAAGGGAAUUGUUAAUAACACGGAACAUUUUUUAUACUAAGAUCUUUUGUUUUGUAAUUCAUUUUUAAAUAGAAUGGCUAGGAUGUUUUGAAAAUGCUAGUGAAUAUGUUAAUAUUGUUUUAAAUAUUAGAUUGAAAAAUGAUACAUUAUUUAAAUUGGUAGCUCCUAAUAUAUUUUUAAAAUUACAACUAAAGGACUUCUGCAGGGAAAAUUGGUAAACAAAGUAAAACAGAAGAUUUUAAAGUUUUCCCCACUCCUGUUUGACAAUAAAUCGGUAAAAGGAGCGCCACAUUCCAGAUUUUGCUCUAAGUAUAGACUGUUUCCUAUUAAACAAAUUGUCAAUCAUCCAGCCUUUACGACUUAGUCCUCUCUGACAAAGUGCCUUACUGGCUGUUUAAUAUUACCCAGCUUUUGUGGGCAAGUUUACACACAUUGUUAAAAAAAAAAGAAUCCUGCAAUGUUUAGUGAUUAAAACAAGUCUUCUUGCAUUUGUUUUUUUCUUAGCUCACUGGUUGAAAACCAUUUGUCAUUUCAGUAUGUUUGAUAUCCUCACUAUAUAGACUACAUUUUGCAGCAUAAACAAUUUCCCUUGCGCCUAGUGGACAUUCAUGAAUGUGUACUACACGCAAGAAAAAAACCUGAAAGGACACUUGUUAGGUUUGUUUUUUUUACUAAAAGUGAGUUUAAAAUGUAAUCUUUUCUAUGAUAGAUAUUUGAAAAUACAAUAGGUAUAAGACUACAUUUCUCAGUGUUUUACACAGAUUGGAAAGGGAAACUUGAAGAAAUUACAAAGGGAAACUUUACCCCUAGAAAGGGUGCUCACAGAUGUCAUGUACUGAAUAGCUCCAUUUUAAAUGAUUGUUUAUUAUCAUCAAUGAGCGUUCUAUGUAUGUUAUUUCCAUUUUCUAACUUUUGAUAUGAAAUAAUCAGUUUAUUCAUGUUACUUUUUAUUGUGCUAAUAUGAACAAGAACAUAAUUUCUAAUUCAAUUUUAAAUAAUUUUAUUAGUACUAACUUUAAAGAAAAUGAUUUCAGUUUGUUACUCAGUGUUACAGAAAGAAAGAGUCCAUAAAACAUUCACCCUAAGGGAAUGUCAAUCACACAAUGAUAAUUUGUGAAAGCUUUGAGACUCUAUAGUAAGUUCCUAGCAGUUUAUCUAUUAUAUUUAAAUGUGACUUUGGAUAUUCUUUUAUGCCAAAAACGAACUCAUAUGAGCACAAGACAGUCUGAGCUCUAUAGUCAGUAUGCUUCUGCUGUGCAGAAAUAUUAGGAACAUAUUGUCUAAAUAUCUUUGAUAACUAAACUGUUUAAUAUUUAAUGAAAUUUGUUGUUACUCAUUGUUUUAAAUCUAUUUGUUUUUUCUUCUAAUAAAGAUUUAGAUAAGAAAAAGCUCUUUGCUUUUUUAUUUCUUUAAGCUAGAAAAACCCAUCUAUCAUCAUGACAAAAUCUCCUCUGUAUCAAAUAUCUAGGUUUUUUUUUUAAAUCUAGAUUUAUCUUUAAACUUGUUUUCCACUUUUUCUCUAGCUGUGCACUGAUUGCCAAACCAAAUAACUGAAGCUGAUAAUUUAUACAAAGUAAAUAAGUCAAAGCUAAAUGGAUAAGAAAUGGAGUUUUUUAAAAACCCAAACAACAGCCUAAAUUAGUUAGUUGGUCUUUGUUUUAAUUUGCCAAAAGUUUGCUCAGUCCCACAUUUGGUUUGGCCAACAUUCAUAAGAAGCAAAUCUCAUCAUUUUAAAGGCAGGGAUAAGUUUACAGAAUAUAAAAAAUGUGAACACAAAUUAAUAAUACUUUCUAAGGCAAGAUUAAAUGUCCCUAUCGCUGGUUUAGCUCAGGCUAAAAAUUUUCUUAGGUUCGGAUAUUCCUUAACAAAUCUAUGAGUCUAUUUUAAAAUUGAAUUAAUUAUAUGUUAAAUCUUCAAACUUGAUUUUUCUUUAAAAUUUAAUAGGUUUCUUUAAAUGAAAACAUAAAUGUUGCAGUUUUCAAGGUUGUUUUAAAAUGUCCUAUAUUGGGACUUCCCUGGUGGCGCAGUGGUUAAGAAUCCGCUUGCCAGUGCAGGAGACACAGUUUCCAGCCCCGCUCUGGGAAAAUCCCACAGGCCCCAGAGCAACUAAGCCCGUGCGCCACAACUACUGAGCCUGCGCUCUAGAGCCCGCAACAAGCCACAACUACGGAAGCCCACGCGCCUAGAGCCCGUGUUCCGCAACAAGAGAAGCCACUGCAAUGAGAAGCCCGUGCACCACAAUGAAGAGUAGCCCCCUCUCGCCACAACUAGAGAAAGCCUGCGUGCAGCAAUGAAGGCCCAAUGCAGCCAAAAAUUAAUUAAUUAAUUUUUUAAAAAAUAAAUAAAAUGAAAUAAAAUGUCCUAUAUCUAAUAAGAUGUUUGUUAAUAUAGCUACUGGUUCUUUUCUUAUUUAAAAUAAAAAUAUCAUUUGGUUU